AUGCUAAACUGUGUGGCUUCAGACGGUUGCAAGCAGACUCACCCCUACGCACCAAGCAGGCAGCAACCUCAUACACACAUUGUAGUGACCCAGCUAGGUCUAUAUGGUCUAUUCUCCAUAGACAAGAAACUGUUGGCGUCAAAGUCCUCCAAGUUUGUUUACGUGGAGCAUGAAGGAAUCACACUUUACUGGGAAGGAGAUGAUGUGGUCAAGGCACUGAAGACAUUUGAAGUCAGAGAUGAUGACAGCUGGAUCGUGACCUUUCCCAAAACAGGAACAACUUGGGUGCAGGAGAUCAUGUCGUGCGUGAUGCAUGACGGGAACCUGGAGGAAGUCAACAAGCGACAUACUGUGUUCCGAGUGCCGUUCCUAGAGUUUAAUUUGCCAAAGACCGUCCGGGAUGAACAUAAGUUGCCUCAAAGCUACAAGCUGAUUGAGACGGUUCCAUCGCCCCGGGUCAUUAAGUCCCAUCUCCCCGGUCAGUUACUGCCCCCUAAAAUCUGGGACAAGGCCAAACUCGUCUACGUCAUCCGUAACCCCAAAGACGUGGUGGUGUCCAACUUCUACUUCCUCCGAAAAAUCAAUCCCGAAAGGAGCGGCCAGACAUUCAGCGAGUUUUUCGACGAAAUGAUGGCAGGAAAAGAUCCUUACGGUCCUUGGUGGGACCAUUACCUAUUCUUUUGGAAAAAGAGACACCAUCCAAACAUCCUCCUGCUGAGAUUUGAAGACCUGAAAAGGGAUCUGAGAGGCAAUGUUGAAACGAUCAGCAAGUUCCUGGGCAAGGACCUGCCCGCCGAGGCACUGGACGCCAUCACGGACCACUGCACCUUCGCCAACAUGAAGAAGAACCCCAUGGCCAACCCAGACUCCCUCUAUGGCAACCCGGAACCGGCCCCCGGCGCCACCCAAGCGCCCUUCAUGAGAAAAGGCAAAGUCGGAGACUGGAAAUCUCAUUUCACUGUGGCUCAGAGCGAGGCUAUGGACGCCCUCAUUCGAGACAAGUUCUACGGGACUGGAUUGACGUUCGACCAAUAGCCAGCCGCAAGUUGUGGAAUGCCAAGGUAGAAGGGAUUCAGAUUAUUAUGUGUCAGAUCUGUUUUAAAGACAUAAACAUUCAUAUUAAUAGGGCAGCUUGAUAUAAUUUGUUUCUCCAAAUUUAAUCACAAAAAUAAAAGGUUUUACGUGUUUAAUCCAUAGUGACAAUAGAGGGCGCUCCUUUAUAUCUGACAAUCUGGAGACCGUUGUAGCCUCACUCGUAGAAAAACAUCGGUGUGAUUCUGACCCGGCCCUUGUUUCAAUUAAAGGCACGUAACAUUUGCAAUUUUCCGGUAACGUACCUAAAACGAUUAAGAAGAAAUCCUUGCUCAAAGUGAAGAUAGGAUUGGUACCAAACAGUGUUGUAGUACUCAUACUCGGUACUCGUACUCGAGUACUACUCGAGUAAUUUUUUUGGAGUACUCGUACUCGUACUCGAACUCAACAUGACGUUACUGGUACUCGGGCAGCACUACCAAAUUCGCUGAAAGAUUAAUACCAUUGAUGGUGGCACAUUUUUUUUACGUAACAAUGGCGCCAUUUAACGGUGUAAUUAACAGACGGGCCUUAUCGAACGCCUUGACCAAGACUAUUUUCCACUCUUAUUUCUCACUAAAAAGAAUCGUAUUACCUACGCCAGUUAUCUGCUGAUUAAGAAGGUUGUCUUAAGUCUGAGUUUUCGUAUGACGUCAGAAUUGAUCCUCGUAAACAUCUAUUAGAUUAUACACUACGCAUGGAGUGCGAAACAUCCCAGGAAAAAUUAACAUCAAGAAAUUAGGGUUUUUUUUAAACUAAGCCAUUGAUGAUCUCAUCCUUUACAUAAUCGAAGGCGUACAUUUGGUCAUUAGUUGUAAGUUUUAAGUGGAAAUAAAGGAAAGCACAAUUGUCAGCACAGGGCAUUAUGAGCUUAGAUAGGAGAUAUUGCUCUUUAUUGCACAUUCUUCAAGGAACAAAAGAAGAUAGUUUGGCAAAUAUUUACAUUUUCAAAAAGGAAAGCUGAUUGCACCAAUGAACGCAAUUAUUUCACUAUUGCAGAGGUUAUUUCAGAUUUUGCAAUGUAGAGCCUUAAGUUUUCUUACACCACGCCAAUAAUUAUAACCUUCACUGUAAAAUUGGUAUUGGAAAUUCAAACACCUUAUGUACACACUUGCUUACGUGUUUAGGUCUUGUAGCCAUGUUUAGAUGGUUUUUGCACAGUAGGCAAGUUAGCAAGUGGAAACGGAAAUAAAUUGUAAAACGGGAAAUUAUGUAUACUGGAGCUCGUUUUUGAGACACUUGGUGAUAAAAAGAGAGGAAAGUGACAAAGUGUGUGUUGUUCCUGUCUUUGCCUUAGAUCUCAGGACUCAAUAUUUAUAAACUUUUAUAAUUUAAACCUGAUGGUAGUUACAGGCUAUCGUACGAUGCCCUCAACAUGUCCACCUUACAUACAACCACAAAUCGAUGUUAAAAGUGGGUACAACGAAGUUUUUAGAAAUGUGUUUAAAAUCUAAGUAGGUCAGCAGC
Patiria miniata (bat star) is the source of this 2538-nucleotide messenger RNA. Its product is annotated as sulfotransferase 1 family member D1-like. The transcript is spliced from 7 exons. The coding region runs from base 1 to 1035 and encodes 344 amino acids. Gene Ontology annotation, biological process: sulfation. Lineage: Eukaryota; Metazoa; Echinodermata; Asteroidea; Valvatida; Asterinidae. Gene Ontology annotation, cellular component: cytoplasm. The record is from RefSeq and is a predicted model, not a curated record. Gene Ontology annotation, molecular function: sulfotransferase activity.